Messenger RNA from Portunus trituberculatus (swimming crab), 3596 nucleotides. RefSeq lists its product as uncharacterized. The transcript is spliced from 9 exons. Gene Ontology annotation, molecular function: Notch binding. Gene Ontology annotation, cellular component: membrane. The record is from RefSeq and is a predicted model, not a curated record. Gene Ontology annotation, biological process: Notch signaling pathway; multicellular organism development. NCBI's taxonomy places the organism in Eukaryota, Metazoa, Arthropoda, Malacostraca, Decapoda, Portunidae. The coding region runs from base 196 to 2829 and encodes 877 amino acids.
AGUCGGGGUAAGAUAGCAUAGUGUCUCUGAAUACGGGACUAUUUCUGGCGCUGCAGAUGAGGUGUCCUCAGCGUGAGUGACUAGCGGUGCUCUUCAACCCUGCAGACGUUACAACCAGCAGAUGACAAGAUGCCGCGCCGCCAUGCGUGAACACCGCAGCAGAGAUUGACCGUGUAUGUGUGUGUGUGUUUGCAUAUGUGUGCGUGUGUGUGUGUGUGUGUGGCCUUCAAGAUAGGGGGCGCAUGCAGAAACAGCAAGGCACAGGCUUGCCCGUCCCAAGGUGCCGUAAGCACUCAGCGAGGAACACCAUCAUCAUCGUCACGUGCACCGUCGUCGCCACCAGUGUAUAGAUGGCAAAGGAUGCAGCGCCCACGCCACCACGGUCGUCUGCUUGCUGUUUUCACAGUGGUAGUGUUGUGGUCUGCAGGGCGUGCGCCGGCGGGCGGACAGGGCGAGGCGGCGGUGGCAGGCCAGCUGCAUCUCCGAGUGUCUAGCUUCAUCAACCUGGGAGGGCAGGUGGCAGGAGGCGGGUGCUGCCUCCAGCCUGGGCGACCCCUGGCAUGCAGCCCUCUCUGCCGCACCUUCUUCAGAGUGUGCUUGAGCCACGCCCCCCGCAGCGGCCCAGUGGAGGUAGGGCGGCCGAAAAGCAGGACAGGGAUUAUGGGGGCGUGUCCCUUGGGCCUGCUGGUGACGCGCGUGGUGGCCAACGGGAGUCUGGUGGCACGAGAUCAAGGAGUGCUGGACAUGACCUUUCCCUUCACGCAACAGUGGCCGGAGGACUUCAAGCUGAUCCUGGAGGCGUGGCAUGACGUGACGGGCCAGCUGUUCAGGGCGCCGCGGCCAGGCAAGGAGAAAGCGUCUCCCACAGGCGGCCAGCUGAUCGCCCGCCACGUCGCCCAUCACCACCAGGAGGGAGGCCGACCCUGGUCCUUCCACGCCCACGCCAACGCUCACACCGGCCUGCGCUACGCCCUUAAGGUGACCUGCACGGCGCCCCAUCACGGCCCUGACUGCUCCGAGGUGUGUAGGUCUGGCGGGUCUGGUGUGGUGGCGGGACACUGCAACACCACCAAGUGUGAAGACGACUGCCGUGACAAGCUCUGCACAUCCCCCACCCAUUGCUCCUGCCCCGAGGGAUGGACUGGCGCUCUCUGUGAUGCCCCUUUGUGUGGGCCGGGCUGCAGCACCGAGCAUGGUUAUUGUGGCGUGCCAGGAGAGUGCAGGUGCGAGGUGGGCUGGUGGGGUGCGCGAUGUGACCUGUGUUUCCCGUACCCCGGCUGCCAACACGGGACAUGCAAGCAGCCGUGGCAGUGCGUGUGUGACCCAGGCUGGAGCGGCGAUCUGUGUGACACUCGUGAGGCGCCAGAAGGAUACAACAGAACAAGAGAGGAUGACGGGUGGGCAGCAGAUGUGGAGUGUGGCUGUCUCAACGGCGGCACCUGCGUGGAGGCCAAGCCACCCCUCAACUAUACGUGCUCUUGCCCUGCUCUCUUCACUGGCCACCACUGUGAUUACCUGGCGCGCCCCUCAUCCCCCCGCAUGAUAAUUUCUGGAGGUGGGGCAGGUUCUUCCCUGCAGGAGACCGAACAGCUGGAUGAUGUUAAGGAGAAGGAGGAGGAGGACCCCAAAGCCACGCGACGCCGCUUACUACAGAAACACGCUCGUAUUUCCUUCAGGCCUGUCAAGCCUGGAUCUGGGGCAGGGAGAGGGGCGGGGGAGACGACAACUUCGCCUCCUGCCGUGGGGGAGAGGAAGCUGCUGCCGCUGCCCGUAGUGCUCCCCCGCGUCACUGAGAUGUCGCCUCCGGCCCUCCUGCCCAGCCUGCGCAAACACAAACCUAUCCUGAAGCAGCCGCUCGCCACCUCGCUCACCACGGGCAGUGCGCAGGAUCCCGCACGCAAGAACUUCAUUCCCAGUGCUCGCGGCGGCAACGUCCCCGCGCGUCCCCGCUUGGUGCAAGUCCUCAACUCACAGCGGCGCCCCAUCCUGGUGAGCCUCCCCGCACCACCACUCACGCUGGGCCCCAACACCCCUCCCACCACGCCCGCAGCCCCCACACCCCAUACAUCUGACGUGUCCCUCACCCACUCCUCGCCUUCUCUCCCCCGGACCACCAGACCCACCACCGCUGAGCCACAAGGCCCAAUCAACCUGUACCCAAUGAAGAUCACCACCCCGCCCCCGCACCAAACGGCACAGCGUCCCCUAGUCCUGGCCACUACUACCACCGCCGCCAGAAGCACCAACAGCAACAGAAGCAAUAGUAGCACCAACAACAACAACAAAAGUAGCAACAACAGCAACAGUAGCAGCAGCAGCAGCAGCAGUAGUAGUAGCAGUAGCAGCAGCAGCAGCAUCAGCAGUAGCAGCAGAAGCAGCAGCAGUAGUAGCAGUAGCAACAUCCCCAACGUCACCUCACGCCCUUGGCCUAGAGUGGCGCUGUGGCCCCCAGCACGGCGUCCUGGGGGCAUCCCAAGGCGACAUGGAGUGCAGGGGCUGUCUCCCAGGCCCAGAGUGGACGUAGCCGCCUUGGUGAGUGUGACCAAUGGCCCCCAGGAGGAGGCCCACGAGGCAUCGGGAACUGAGAGGCUGGAAACACUCCGACCUCUGCAUCGAGAAUUAGAAUCCCAGAGAGCUCUGGCUGGACUGCCAGAUCGCAGAAAUAUUCCGUCAGGGUUCGAGGACUUCCAUAUUCCUGCUGCCAGGAACAUCGCGGCAACGUACUACGAGGAAAACGUGAACGGCCGUGUGCAUAUUGGAGAUGUGAGCAGGGUGGACUCUCCUGCGCGGGAGAUUAUGGACGCUUUCAUAGAGCUAAAGAAAGUGUGACUCACUCCAUCUCGCCUCACCUCACCACACAUCAACCGAAGAGGUUCAUUUAGAAAUUACGAGACUGCUGCUGGCGUACUCACAAUUGGGGCUGCAACCUGCUGCAGCGUUGUGCACACGUAGUCUUCUUGUCGCAGACGUCUUGUAACAGUGCUGGAUUGUAUGUGGAGUUGCCUUGCCAUGGCUAACCACACCGGGCCGUGGCGCGCUGGCUUCAGGCACAAUACAACCUCACCUUCAGACAAAACAUUCCAAUAUAACUGAUUCGGUGUAGGAAUUUACAUUAUUAUACUUCAUUCACUCUAGCAAUUACUUAUUUCAAUGUUAUAAUCUACUGAUAAGCGCGCCGCGUGUGUAGAGAGAGAGAGAGAGAGAGAGAGAGAGAUGGGCAUGUAGUUUCAUUAAAAAGUAAGCCACCACAUGUCGGUAAGGCAAUAUCUAGAAAAAUAUCAGUCACUUUUCCAUUUCACUGGUUAAGAGGCCGUGUUGUGGACAGUUCCUGCACGUAUACAGUGGGAAGUAGUUUUCCUACCUUUAUUUCUAAGACAUGUGACAUUUAUUAUUAUUUCCAUUUUUUUUUUUUUUAUUGUUUUAUCUUUAUUCUUUUCAUGGCUAGAGCUUCCUCUGACGUGUAUCAUGGGUUGCCUUCUUCCUCUCUCCCUCCACAUCCCCUUCCACGCUUCUCAUUCCUUCUCCCGCCUCCCGAUCUCUCUCUCUCUCUCUCUCUCUCUCUCUCUCUCUCUCUCUCUCUCUCUCUCUCUCUCUCU